Tigriopus californicus is the source of this 1742-nucleotide messenger RNA. RefSeq lists its product as uncharacterized. The transcript has 7 exons. Lineage: Eukaryota; Metazoa; Arthropoda; Copepoda; Harpacticoida; Harpacticidae. Gene Ontology annotation, molecular function: protein serine/threonine phosphatase activity. The record is from RefSeq and is a predicted model, not a curated record. Bases 421 to 1530 code for a protein of 369 amino acids. Gene Ontology annotation, cellular component: nucleus; cytoplasm.
GAUCAGAGCCAUUCGGAAUUUGGAGAACCUAGCAGUCAGUCGUAUUUGCUUUGUCCACGUCAAGUACCAAAAUACUUGACUCUGGUGAUAAAAGAGAGAGAGAGAGAGAGAUUUAUACGGGACAGUCAGAAUUUGAACACGAAACAAAGAGGCUCUCUGCAGUGAUUCCAAUGAAACUGGACUCGAAAACGUCCCAGUAGUACUCCUAGUUGACGCAUUGAUCCCAGUUGGGUUGGCCUGUUUCCAGACUUCCGUUUGUGUAGCCUUCCAACGUGACUUCCGACCUUUUCAAGUAGACAUUUCCAUUGGUUUUCCUCUCACCAUGCAGUCUUGACGUGUAAUACGAUCCCAAUAGUCCAUAAAUCUAUUGCCAUCCUCUCGUCGUUCUGCCCGUCUCGUUUGGCAUUUCCAUUUGAAUUCAUGGGCGACUUCUCCAGGAUGGAUCGAGUCGUGGGAAGAGACAAGGAAAAAUCUUUCCUGGACGUGGAUUGGAUCAUUUCUGAACUGGUUUCCCAAAAGCGAGACCAGCAAUCGUUAGAAUCGACCCCGUCAUCGCCAUUAAAAGCUGCCAAAGACCUUGAAUUGGAUCGGAAGAGUGGGAAGAGUGCAAACUUGAUAUUCAAUCGGAAACAGCACUCCACCAUUCCCGAAAACCAGAUUCGUCAACUAUGUUUGGUAGCACGUGAGGUGUUUCUCCAACAACCAAUGCUUUUGGAACUCGAGGCCCCGGUAAAUAUUGUUGGCGAUAUUCAUGGUCAAUAUCAGGAUCUCUUACGACAUUUCGAGAAAACGGGAUAUCCUCCGGAUGCCAAUUACUUGUUCCUGGGGGACUACGUGGAUCGUGGACGAGAGUCCAUCGAGACCAUCUGCAUUUUACUGGCCUAUAAAAUCAAAUAUCCGGAAAACUUCUUCCUUCUCCGAGGGAACCAUGAAUGCGCCGGACUGAACAGAAUGUACGGUUUCUACGAUGAGUGCAAGCGUAAAUACAGCAUAAAGUUGUGGAAAACUUUCGUGGAUGUAUUUAAUUGUCUUCCAGUGGCGGCCGUCAUCGAAGGAACCAUAUUUUGCGCCCACGCGGGUCUUUCACCGCAGCUCUACGAUCUAGAUCUGAUUAUUGACAUUGAAAGACCCAUCGAGGUUCCACAGCACGGCCUGCUUUGUGAUAUUCUUUGGUCCGAUCCUGACGCGCACGCAACCGGAUGGGAACCGAGUGAUCGGGGAGUUAGUUACCGUUUUGGGCCGGAUGUCGUCGAGAGUUUCCUGUCCAAGAACAACCUGAGUUUGGUCGUCCGCGCCCACCAAGUGGUCGAGGACGGCUACGAGUUCUUCCAUCAGCGCUCAUUGGUCACCCUCUUUUCUGCACCAAAUUAUUGCGGCAAGUUCGACAAUGCAGGCGCCAUUAUGCAAGUCAAAGAGGACCUCACAUGUUCGUUUUCCAUUUUGCCCCCUUUGAAGAAAAAAGUGAUGACGAGUCCGACUAAUCGAGAUCCAAAAUUAUACGAGCUCUCCCAAUAUCCAAGAAUCUCGUGAAACCAACCACAAGCAUCAUCCUUCGCAUUGGCGAGAGGGCCAACGCUUAGAAUUUACUUACGAACCCAAAUCCCAUUGCCAAUCUCUACGUUCCAUUUUGGCGUAAUCCCUCGUUUUCCGAAGGGCCAUGUCAAAAAGACGCAUCCCCCUAAUUCCACGAGCAUGGACACUAUCGAAUAAAGAUAACGCAUUUAAUGUCUCUCCAGUUGACA